GCUGAAGUAUCUUUGUUUCAUUCCUGCACCUUUGGAAAAUACAGCGACUUUCCUCUGUAUAUUAGGCAGCGUUGAUAACUGAGUAGCUCGCAGAAUGUUUGGAGACGUGCUCAUCAUCCUGGCCUGCGUAGCGGUCCUCCAUGCUGCAUAUUCAACAUACGAACACCUAUCACAUCUCAAAGCUCUCGGAAGACCCGAAGGGUCUCUACCAGCAGAUAUCAUUGCGGAAGCUCUAGUCGCGCUCGUGAUUGGUAUUAUUGGUGCAACAGUGCGCACCCCAGAGUUGCGAGAGAUUACGUGGCGCAGUGAAAUGAAAAGAAGAGCCAAGGAAGAAUCUGAUCCCAGGCUAUCCUUUCGAUUAUUCGCUCAACGAGCAGGUCUGCUGCCCGCUGCGGACCCGUCUACUACUUCAGUAGGGGAGAAGUCGUGAAUGCUCAUGUGGCUUUACGACCAUGAUGUAUAAGAUCAUAUCUCCUUCGGGGAACUACUGUUCGCCCCGACUAUGUGAAGGGGAAUUAUUAUGCCUUCCUACCCAAUGUUUGGCGAUGUAGCAAUCUCAGACGUCUCGAGUCAGUAUCACGAUAUUUUCAUACCACUGUGGACAGCGUUUCCCUCGUCCGUUAGCCGAAAUAUACACAUCUCAUAUUCU
Somion occarium is the source of this 649-nucleotide messenger RNA. The record is from the annotation of a GenBank genome assembly. NCBI's taxonomy places the organism in Eukaryota, Fungi, Basidiomycota, Agaricomycetes, Polyporales, Cerrenaceae.